CCAAGACGCCCUCUGGGCUGAGCUUGCAUGUUAACAUUCCUCAUUGGAACGAACCGCGAACAACGGCGACGGGCGAACGGCGAACGCGAACGCAACCGUGCAGGCGUAGUUUCGAAAAUUGCCGUAAGAGGUUCUGACUAUCAUUCGUUUGCUCUUCCACCUCGCGUGCCCCUUUCUGAAAUCCAGCCAAGAUGGGUCGCGUUAGGACGAAGACUAUCAAAAAGGCUGCUCGAGUCAUCAUCGAGAAGUACUAUACAAGAUUGACUCUUGACUUCCACACUAACAAAAGAUUAUGUGAGGAAAUCGCUAUCAUUCCAAGCAAGCCCUUGAAGAACAAGAUUGCUGGAUUUGUUACCCAUCUCAUGAAGAGGCUUCGUCACAGCCAAGUACGUGGUAUUUCCAUCAAAUUGCAAGAAGAAGAGAGAGAACGUAGGGAUAACUACGUUCCAGAAGUUUCUGCUUUGGAGCACGACAUUAUUGAAGUUGAUCCAGAAACUAAGGAGAUGCUCAAGAUGUUGGAGUUCACCAAUAUUCCUGGACUACAGAUCUCCCAACCAACGCCACAUGGAUUUGGUAGACGUGCUUAAGGAUAUUUAUACCAUCAAAAAAAUAUCUACUUUGUCGUUUUCAAAAGAAUAAAGACACAAAGUGGAAA
Molecule: messenger RNA, 655 nt
Organism: Nasonia vitripennis (jewel wasp)
Lineage: Eukaryota; Metazoa; Arthropoda; Insecta; Hymenoptera; Pteromalidae
Gene: RpS17
Product: 40S ribosomal protein S17
Exons: 3
Coding region: 192-587 (131 amino acids)
Biological process (GO): translation
Cellular component (GO): ribosome
Molecular function (GO): structural constituent of ribosome
Source: RefSeq, a predicted model, not a curated record